Molecule: messenger RNA, 1491 nt
Organism: Desarmillaria tabescens
Lineage: Eukaryota; Fungi; Basidiomycota; Agaricomycetes; Agaricales; Physalacriaceae
Exons: 8
Coding region: 318-1337 (339 amino acids)
Molecular function (GO): protein binding
Source: RefSeq, a predicted model, not a curated record
CCUUAUAUAUUGCCGACGUCAUGGUAUGUUUCGCCCGGCCUUUCACUGACAUUUCAUCUUGUGCUGACUCUUCGUUACAUAAAUCCCUUUAGCUGGCGCACAACUUGUCUGACUGGAAAAUGAAUCAAACCAAGGCGAAGAAAUCGGCCUGCUAGGAAAUGGAGUUGGACUGGACACUGGAAUUGGGGGUCCACUCCUGCCUAGGCUUCCGCUUCUAAAUGAGAUCCACGGUCAACGAGAGUAAUCACGUAAGUUAAAGCACCGGCACUUAAACACGUAGCCAAUGGUCGGCCCUAUCUCCACCUCUUCGCGUAACUAUGAACAUGCCAAACCAAGGACAGCCCAAUGCCUGUAACACUGCUAUGAAACCCAGUGCUACCAGGCGUCUCCAAUUGAAAGGGAGGCUCCAACGAAUGUCUGAUAUACCUUUGGAUAUUCUCCUUGAGAUUUUCAGCCAUUUGGACCCCCGUGAUCUCCUUCACCUGUGUCGCACAAGCAAGUCUCUUCGCGCUGUUCUUCUUGACCGUUCUGCGCUUUUUGUCUGGAAAAGUGCUCGUCGAAACUUGGAGAAUCUCCCUGCUAUUCUAGAUGAUUUAUCGGAACCUCGUUAUGCAAGUUUACUGUUCGACAAACACUGCCAGCUUUGUUUAGCACCUGCUAAGACAAAUUACGUUCAAUGGUCGGCCCGAAUUCGAUGCUGCGACGAUUGCCUCAAAAAUAUUGACAUCUUUACUCCAACGAUACCUCAGGAAUUGAUCAAAGUGAAAAACAUAAUUCCAUCAUACUUCUCUGGUGCUGACUCUAGGGAUCACUAUCAUGUUCCCUCUAUGAUUACUUUGAUGCAGGAAGUCAAAACCCUGUCAGACGAAGGGAAUAACUUUGAAGACUGGUAUGAAGAUAAAAGGGCUUCCUUGAACGCGAUUGAGCAGCUUGGCGAACAGUGCGAAACGUGGCUAGCUGUGAGAUCCUGGGCACAUAAAGUCGAACUUGGCAGGAUUCGUCAAAAGAGAGUAGACGAUGUGAUUGCAAAGCUCAAGGAUCUCGGGUGGGAAUACCUAAUUAACAGGAUAUCCCGCAAGAAGAUCGCAUCCCACAAACUCGUGGCGUAUUCCAGGCCGUUGACUGAUCGAAGUUGGUGCAGUAUGGAACCGGCGAUGGUAGAUUUCAUGGAGGAGCUUCAGCAGAGGAACAAAAAAGGUGUCAUGAUAAUGAAAUCCACCGAUACUGCUGGGAAGUAUCUGGGUUAUGAAUCGUGGACGCUGGAUGGCGAAAAGAACAUGUUCGGGCCUUUUGACCCGGACACAGGGAAGCUCUCUGACGAAGAGCCUUUGUGGUAGUUUGUAUUAUAAAGGGGAAUUGCGGUCCUUGAUCUCAGCAUCCGUUCUAGUUCGGACUUGCUGUCACUAUUUUUUCGACGUGUUCCAAGUUGUCAACUCUAUAUGUAUAAUCCAUGCUCAGAUCGAAUGAAUAUACACAUUCUGGUUUACUGCC